Messenger RNA from Cuscuta campestris, 1488 nucleotides. NCBI's taxonomy places the organism in Eukaryota, Viridiplantae, Streptophyta, Magnoliopsida, Solanales, Convolvulaceae. The record is from the annotation of a GenBank genome assembly.
CAUAGAAUUACACAGGUGACAAGGAUAAUCUGGGGAAGUGUGAACAGUUUUUUCUAGAACUCAUGAAGGUACCACGGGUGGAAUCCAAAUUAAGAGUUUUUCUCUUCAAGAUUCAAUUUAGUUCACAGGUCUCAGAUUUCCGAAAAAGUUUAAGCACUGUGAACUCUUCUUGUGAAGAGGUCCGGAAUUCUUACAAACUGAAGGAAGUCAUGUGGAUAAUUUUACAACUGGGAAACACACUGAACCAGGGAACUGCCAGAGGUUCAGCUGUUGGAUAUAAGUUGGACAGUCUUUUAAAACUAACAGAUACUCGUGCCACUAACAACAAGAUGACCCUCAUGCAUUACCUUUGUAAGGCUCUUGCUUCACGGUCACCCGCACUUCUGGAUUUUCAUGUGGAUUUUGUAAGCUUAGAAGCUGCAUCAAAGAUACAAUUGAAAUCUUUGGCAGAGGAAAUGCAAGCUAUCAUCAAGGGAUUGGAAAAAGUAAAACAGGAACUGACUGCAUCUGAGAAUGAUGGUCCUGUAUCUGAAAUUUUCCGCAAGACACUAAGAGACUUUAUUGGAAUGGCUGAAACAGAGGUGUCAUCUGUGACAAAUUUAUAUUCCACAGCGGGAAGAAAUGCAGAUGCACUGGCAUUGUAUUUUGGUGAGGAUCCCGCCCGUUGCCCAUUUGAGCAAGUUACUGCAACACUCUUAAACUUUGUGAGGUUAUUCAGAAAAGCCCACGAGGAGAACUUGAAACAGGCUGAAUUAGAAAGGAAAAAAGCUCAGAAGGAGGCUGAAUUGGAGAAUGCUAAAAAUAUGAACACUAAAAGCACGAAUCUCUCAAAGAAGGGUCCUAAAGGUUGAGAAUCCCGAUGAACUUAUGGGGUACCAGUCUAUCUGCUUAACUGCCUUGUGCACUGGUUGUAUCCGUUUGCUCACAGAGCACAAAAUCUACAGUACUUCUGAAGUGCCUUUGGCUUUUGUGGGGUUCAUAGUAUGAAGUUUUUAUUUAAAAGGCUGUGAACUUGAAUUGAAAGAGUAGUUAUGGCUCAACAGGCAAAGGUAUAUAUGGUCCUGGCGAGGCUGAUUGGACAUGCAAUGCAAUUUUGGAGUGUCAAUAGAGAUUUCAAACAAUCAUUAAACAAACAAGAAACAUUAUCGAAUUGAUAGUAGCUUCUCGUAUGCCAUGAUGGAACAGAAGUUAUUUAUUUGGUUUAUACCUGAGAUGUUUCGGCCGAGAAGUGUAAAGGGGAAGAUCUGAAGUUGUCCAAGAAUCUUUGUACAGAACAUAGAACUUGAUUGGAUUAUUUCAUUGUAACAUAGAAUAUGUUCCUUUCCAUGAAACAAAUUGGUUGGGACUGGGAAUUGACAUCAGAAUUUAUUGUACAGGUAUCUCAGUAUUAGUGGGUAGCUAGAUUGGGUUAAGUGUAGCAGUAGUGUAACAAAGAAUAAGCUUUCAGAUCAGAUAGAUGCCUCUUUCACCGAAUGCCAAUUCUUUCUA